This is a messenger RNA of Tinamus guttatus (white-throated tinamou), 166 nucleotides long. The record is from RefSeq and is a predicted model, not a curated record. NCBI's taxonomy places the organism in Eukaryota, Metazoa, Chordata, Aves, Tinamiformes, Tinamidae.
CGCCAUGUUCCGGUGCAGCGCGCAGUGCUGCGAGAACAGCUCGGCCUCCAUGCAGCAGGUGCAGCAGUGCAUCGAGCGCUGCCACGCGCCCCUGGCACAAGCACAGGCCAUCGUCACCGGCGAGCUGGAGCACCUCCAGGACCGGCUGAGCCGCUGCACGCUACAC